Trifolium pratense (red clover) is the source of this 1560-nucleotide messenger RNA. RefSeq names its product putative F-box/FBD/LRR-repeat protein At4g03220. Gene Ontology annotation, molecular function: protein binding. The coding region runs from base 1 to 1560 and encodes 519 amino acids. The record is from RefSeq and is a predicted model, not a curated record. Lineage: Eukaryota; Viridiplantae; Streptophyta; Magnoliopsida; Fabales; Fabaceae. The transcript is spliced from 3 exons.
AUGGAAACAAGAUCAGCAAAACGUAAGAAAAUAGCUCAAAUUUUACAAGAAAAUGAAGCCAAAUUGAAACUAUCAUCAAUAGAUAGAAUCAGUGAUUUACCUGAUCAUGUUAUUCAUCAUAUCCUUCUUUUACUUCCAAUUAAAUGUGUUGCACAAAUGAGUGUUCUUUCUAAGAGAUGGAAAUUUCUUUGGAUUACUUUUCCUGAUCUUGAUUUUACAACCCUUAAUCCAUUUCCACUUAUUUCUACCAAAAAUUAUAAAAAAGUUUCCAAAUUUGAAAAAUUAAGAUACCCUUUAUCUUCACAAAAUAUGGAUUUCAUCACUCAAGUGCUUUCUAUUCGCAACGCGAAGAAUAAAGACAUUAGGGCUCUUUGUUUUCGCGCUUGUUUGAGUUUUUCGCGUUUAAAUAAUUUAGUUCGUAAUGCUAUUAGGCAUAAUGUUAGAGAACUUGAUAUUGAAGUUGACACGGAAGUUGAUACAGAUGAUUUUUUCAAUUUUCCUAGAUGUGUUAUUAGUAGUGAAUCUUUAAAAGUUUUGAAAUUGAAAUCGGGUUUUCGUUUACCUCCAUCAUCGAUUAUGAGAAACGGGUUUCAAUCUUUGCAUACAUUGUCGUUAUCAUUAGUUAUUUUGUAUAAUCAGCCUUCUCUAUCCGAUCUAUUUUCUGAGUCGUCUUUUCCUCUUUUGAGAAAUUUGCAUCUUGAUAUGUGUUUCGGAUUAAUACAUCUUCGUGUUGGUUGUCGCGCUCUCGAAGAUUUGAACUUGGAAAGAUGUUAUCACUUACAAGGUUUGGAUGUAUGUGGUGCGAAAAUUGAAAGAAUGAGAGUAACAAGUUGUUUUGAUGCAUAUUGUAACAAGACUUGGGUGAGAAUGAAUGUGCCAAAGCUCGAAAAAUUGAUUUGGAAAUUUAAUGCUGUGACUGAUGUUACUGUUUUUGAGAAUUCAAAUUUGUUGCAUGAGGCUUCCAUUGGUUUCUUUAUGUUGAAGGAAGGUAAAGUUAAUAUGGGUAGGCUUCAAAGUGCUAACGACUUCUUCUCUGGAUUGUCUCAUGUUCGAUCCUUAGCUCUUGAAAGCCAGACUAUCGAGAUUCUAUCAAAGUAUAACAUUAUUAUUCAGCCAUUUUAUAAUCUUAAAUCAUUAGAGUUGCAUACUGGUUUGAAGAAAAGAAAUGUUCAAGCAUUAGCAUUCCUAUUCAGAUGCUCUCCUACCCUCCACACAUUGAUUCUGGAGAUCAUUAAUGAUUACAAGAUUGAAAGAAAACAAUGGAAUAGGGACUUAUGGAGCAUAACUAGCACAGAAGAGGAGCAAUAUUGGGAAUCACAAAUUCCAAGUUUGAAAUCUUUUCUACAACACUUAAAAGUGGUGAAAAUUCAAGGCUUUCUUGAUUGUGCAAAUGAAGUUACAUUAGCUAAGUUUCUUCUGAAGCAUGGAAAAGCUUUGGAAGAAAUGAUAGUGUGCUCAGGGUAUUCAAAUAGAAGAGAUUCUUUGAGGAGACAAAACAUAAGGUCACAAAUGAUGGGAUUUUCUUGGGCUUCUUCAAAUGCUAAAGUGGAGUUUCAGUAG